GCUUUUAAUGUCCUUCAGUCACUUCCGGUGAAUGCCGGCGGGAUAAUCAACUUCCGGCGGUGUUGGUCUUACUUUACAGGACUCCUCGCUUUUAUUUUCUGUGUCUCAACUCCUUGUUGAGUUAUUAUAUCACUGGUGUUGGCAUGCCAUGGAAGGCCCAGACACAUACCUCAUACGACCCAACUAUCAGCACAAAUUCAAGCCUGCAGUCGUAAAGGAGUGCAUUCGCGAAACAGUGAAGGCACGCCUGUCUGAAGUGCAAUACGACCCAGAUGAGGUCUCAGAGCUUACCCGCACACUGGCGGACUGUGUGAAGAAUAAAGUGAAGAAUCUAGGGUUUCACAGGUACAAGUUUGUUGUGCAGGUGACCAUUGGAGAACAACGUGGACAAGGAGUCAAGAUGUCUUCAAGGUGUUUAUGGGAUGCUGAUACUGACAACUAUGCAGAAGAUGUUUUCAUGAAUGAAUAGUUUUAUCACUUUUACAGGAAAGCUUGUUCUGUGCGGUGGCCGUGUUUGGAAGCUAUUUCUACUGAGGAGCUGGGAGUAUGAGUGUGGAGGAGGAUGGCAGCUGCUGAGGCGAAAAGAUGGGCCAGAAAUCUGUCGGUGACAUGACAUCAUUCCGAUUUUCCUUUGUUUGACUUAAUGUGACUGCGUGAAGCCCUUUAUAAUUUAAAUUUGAAAUAAACUACAUGUUUCUUACUGAA
Messenger RNA from Phyllopteryx taeniolatus (common seadragon), 705 nucleotides. RefSeq names its product dynein light chain Tctex-type 2B (gene dynlt2b). The transcript is spliced from 5 exons. The coding region runs from base 149 to 469 and encodes 106 amino acids. Gene Ontology annotation, cellular component: cytoplasmic dynein complex; cytoplasm. The record is from RefSeq and is a predicted model, not a curated record. Gene Ontology annotation, biological process: microtubule-based movement. Gene Ontology annotation, molecular function: dynein intermediate chain binding. Lineage: Eukaryota; Metazoa; Chordata; Actinopteri; Syngnathiformes; Syngnathidae.